CGUGUCUGCUCCGUCAGUAGUUCCUCGGCCCUGGUGGAGUUUGGCUGUGUCGCUCGUCGCGUAUGGACACUUGCCUGCUCUUGUUGAGCCUUCACCUAACUCUUUGAGUUUCAUUAUGUGUGAACUAGUUUAUCGUCAUAUGACUUGAAAACUCUUCCGCAUGUGUCCAUGUACGAGAGCUUACGAGAAUUGUCGAACUUAACGUAAAGUGAUUUGAUUUUAAAACAGCAGUGAGGUAGUUGUCACCCUAUAUGAUGUGAUUUGACCAUUAUUUUAAUUGAUGUAUAGUGACAGUACUAAAUAGUGCUAUAAAUAAAUAAAAACCGUGUGAGGUAUAGAACAAAUAUAGAUGUAUAGAGAAAUGUCAGCUGUAUUAGCAGAAACGAGCAGUUGGACGUUAAAGAGAGAAAUAAGAAUAUCUUCACUAGUAUUUACAUACGAGCACUUUGAAUAAAUUUCAUCACACACUCCUAUGAAGGUGUAUUGGAAGAUGGUGGGCGGAGGUCAGGUCAUUCUGGUGCUCCUGUGUUGCCUGGUCACCUCUGACCUCGCUCUCUCACAACAAGACACGUCGACGGAGGACCCGGUGUCGGAGAUCAGGCACCUGCUGCCCAAAGCCAACUUCGCCAACAAUUCCGUGACUAACGUGACGGUGCAGCUGGGAGCUACUGCCUUCCUUCCCUGCAAGUACCGUCACCUGGCCGACCACCAGGUCAGUGAUGAUCAGGUGUCGUGGUUCAGGCGGCGAGACUGGCACAUUCUCACCACAGGGAUCUUCACUUACACCAACGACGAGCGCUUCAGUGUCUUACACCCGGAGGAGUCCGAUGACUGGACGUUGCAGAUCAAGUACACAACCCGCAGAGACAACGGUACCUACGAGUGUCAGUUGUCGACCGGGACAGGUGUAAUCUCUCAGUUCGUCAACUUACACGUGGUAGUGCCUCAAGCCUUCAUCCUGGGCAAUAAAGAUUACCACGUCCAGCUGGGUUCCACGAUCAAGCUCGUCUGUGUCAUCAAGCAGAGUCCGACGCCGCCACAGUACGUGUUCUGGUACCACAAUGAUCACAUGAUCAAUUACGACACACAGAGGGGCGGCAUCAACGUCUCCACGGAGACGGGGCCCAAGAAAACCCACUCCCACCUUGUCAUCACCGACGCACGCUACCAAGACUCUGGAAACUACACUUGCAGCGCCUCAAAUACACAACCUGCUUUCUCCAAUGUCUUCGUCUCUCACGGUGACAAAAUGGCAGCAAUACAGAGACAGAUGGCAGCAGGAGGCCCGACCAGUCUCGAUGCGACCUGCCUGUGGCUCUGGUCCCUUUUAGUUACAGCCUACCUGGCCCGCAGAUGAUGUGUUGGGCCUCCUCUUACUUAACUUGCAACACUACGUCCUGGGCCCUAAAUACUGUUGUUGAAACCUCUACAACUUCCUACCGCCCCUUAUUAAACCACAAUGACUUCUAAGGAAACAAGAAACUUUUUGCAAUGC
Cherax quadricarinatus is the source of this 1495-nucleotide messenger RNA. Its product is annotated as transmembrane and immunoglobulin domain-containing protein 1. Gene Ontology annotation, biological process: synapse organization. Lineage: Eukaryota; Metazoa; Arthropoda; Malacostraca; Decapoda; Parastacidae. Gene Ontology annotation, cellular component: neuron projection membrane. The record is from RefSeq and is a predicted model, not a curated record.